AACGUCAAACACACCAACUUUGUUUUCUCUGCCCUUAUCUACCUAUUUUCAUUCCUAUAAAUUCCUCUCUACCCACAAACCAAACCCUCUUCACCAAUUCCAUCGUUUUGGACCACACCGAAUGAAACGGACACACUUCACUCUGCCACAUGUGGCAGACAUCACAUGCAUGGACCCCAACCGGCCACCGCUCGUGCCGGAGAAGCUCUCCAAAACGGUGCGUUUCCUCGGCUUCUUCAUCCAAAACGACGUCAUGAAGCGCGGGAAGAGCAUAGGGAAGGCGCUCAACGACGUCGUCGUGCGCCACCACCAGGCCCUCACCUGCCGCCCACGUGAUGCUCACGUCUCCUUCGUGUCGCCGUUGGAGUAUCAGUUCAGCUGCAGCGGGAGUCCGCCGCGGCGCCUCUCGCAUGCCAGCCGGAGGAAGCUCUCCCCGCCCUCUUCGAGCCGCUCGCCGGCUCAUCAUCGCGCUGUGAGGAUGUGCCGUGGCGGCGGUGACGGCAUCGUGGAGAGGCGCGUGAAGAUCGCGGGGUCCGCCGCUUCCAUGCUGAACGACGUCGUGGAGAAGGAGUUCCACGUGGACGAGGCCGCGGAGGAGUUCAUAGCGAGGUUCUACAGAGAGUUGAGGUUGCAGAAAUGGCUGGAUCACUAUUGCUGACGUGUAUAGAAUAAUGUGUGGUUAAAACUGUAGUUAUAAUUAAUUAGCCUUCUUCCAUGUAUGUUACUUACUGUUAAUUACUGCAAUGGAUCGGAUCGUGUUCUUACCAACUCCUAUGUUACCAAAAAAAUAAAAACUGUUGCUACCUUGUUUAAUUAA
Messenger RNA from Vigna unguiculata (cowpea), 817 nucleotides. Its product is annotated as Avr9/Cf-9 rapidly elicited protein. The record is from RefSeq and is a predicted model, not a curated record. NCBI's taxonomy places the organism in Eukaryota, Viridiplantae, Streptophyta, Magnoliopsida, Fabales, Fabaceae.